AGUAGACUUGCACCGUAUAGAUAUAUAUAUACUUAUAUUUACACAUACACAUCCUUACAGGCUCAGCUGAGAGAAGCAGAAGGGCAGUAGCUGUGGGUAUAAUGAGUUGCCCCUCUAUCUGCAGACUGCAUCGCUGGGGGUAUAUAUGAAUAUAUCAAACCUAUAGGCUUCUGAAUCAUGAAGGUUGUGCUGCUGAAGAAGUGUUAUUAAAUCAAAAAUGGCAGCUCUGUAUCUUGGAGCAAUAUCAUUUCUUCUGGCAGUGGUUCACACACUCUGUGAUAUCAGAGUAGACCAAGCCCCGUUUGCUUCUGGAAUUAUUGGCUCCACUGUCAACUUGCCUUGCCUUUUAAUUGAUGCCGAAAAGCAAGUGACCAGAGCACAUCCCUAUUGGAUAUUGCAGAAGCCAAACCAGUCUGAAGAGACUCUGUACCCCAUCAAACCCGGUGAGGAGACCCGUGUUCAGCUCAGGAAUGAGGACUGGAAAGACAUGUCAAUAGCCUUCUCCAAUGUACAGCUUUCAGACACAAGCAAAUAUAUAUGUCGUAUAUCUGUGCUUAAAGGGUCAGAAUCCCUCUAUUUGGCUGGAAAUGGGACAAUGCUCUAUGUUCAUGGUCCAAUCCAAAUGGAUUUCAAUAGCUCACAUGUUAUGUGUAAGGCUCAAGUCCAGAUGACAGAAACAGUCAGUUUGGUUUGGAACUUUACAUUUGGGGACAUGUUACGUGGGGAGCAGCUCAGUAGCAAACAACAGAAUCCAGAUGGUUCGUUUUGGAUAAGCAGCCAUGUUCCAAUUCAGCCGCAGUGCACAGCCAAUGGAAACAUGAUGUUGAGUUGCUCACUCAAAAAUAACAAGGGAUACAUCAUUGAUGAGCAGAGUGUUGAGUUUCCUUGUCCAGCUCCAAUAGAAAUGAAUUUCAACAACACACAUGUAACAUGUGUCAGUCAAAUUCAAGAGGCACAAAAUAUCAGCUUCGUGUGGGACUUUGGACACUGGAAAAGGGUGCAUGGACCAGAGCUCAGUGACCAAUGGUGGAACGCAGAUGGCUCAUACUGGAUUAAAAGCAGUGUCACACUUCAUCAAGAGAGGUGCACCGCAGAUGGAAAUGUGACACUUAGUUGUUUACUGAGGAACAGCUUAGGGUACAGCUUUCAGAACCGGAGCAUUGAGGUUCCAUGCACAGGUGGCUCAAAAUCUAAAGGACACCAUCCAGGUCUUUUUUUCUCUCUGCUGUUGGGAAGCACAUUGCUGAUCCUGUUAUUGGUGCUCCUCUUAUUCUACAGAAGAAGGCAAUCCCGAAAUCCAAGCCAGAGAUUAAAGGUGAAUGCUGCCCGGCCGAUCCCAACUGAAAUCUAUGUUCCAUGGAUACCCGUUUGUUCCUUGAUUGGAGGACAUGUUGGAAAAUGUAAUCUGCAAGUGUGUGAUACAGUAUGUGCCUAAGUAUUGUGCGUCGGCAGAUGGGAAAAUGAACAGGAGUUGCAGCCCGGGUUUACUUUUUAUUAUUUAUUAUUAACAUGUAUUUAUAUAGCGCCAACAUAUUGCGUAGCACUGUAAAGUAACUGUGAUUAUACAACUACAUCACAUGAAUUACAUACAUAAUGUACUUCCUGCUGUUCUAGCCAUAUGGGCUCCUUGUAUGGUAAUGGUCUGUUUGGCCAGCGGGCUAAUGUACUGAACAUACUUUUUGUCCAUUGUCUUAAUCAAAAAUUUCUAUUGUUUUUGCUAUUUCUUGGGCUAAACAGGGGAAAGACAAAACACAGAUAAGCCCUGUGUAUAAUGAGCUCCUCCUUAUCUAAAAGCCUGAAAGAGAGAUUACAAUCGGUGGCAAAAAAGAGUGUUUUGUUUCUACAGAACUCAUUAUAGUAAAGGUAAAAACAAAACUAUCAUCCAUCAGUGCUUUUUAAUAGACACAAAGGAAUAACAAUAAAACAUUCAUUAAAAGGCUGAAUAGGCAGAAAUAGGCAGAACACAUUAUUGUGCUGCAAUUAAACAAAAGGGUAUAUAGGCUAAUAUUGACUUUUUAAAAGUCUGCGUUGGGAUAACAAAAUACAUCAUAUUUUGAUCAUAACUUUAAAAUGCAGCUGAAAGCAAAUAGAAACCCAACCUAAGGGAAUGUGGUUUUCCCCAAACAACUGAAAAAUAUUUUUCAACCCAACUGUCAAUUACCUGAAAC
This is a messenger RNA of Xenopus laevis (African clawed frog), 2168 nucleotides long. RefSeq lists its product as uncharacterized. The record is from RefSeq and is a predicted model, not a curated record. NCBI's taxonomy places the organism in Eukaryota, Metazoa, Chordata, Amphibia, Anura, Pipidae. Bases 218 to 1435 code for a protein of 405 amino acids. The transcript has 8 exons.